GAAGAGUGCUACGAGAUCCUUGGCUUGGAAUAUGGCGCGAAAGAAGAUGAAAUCAAGAGUGCUUACCGCAAAAAGGCCCUGCAGUGUCAUCCUGAUAAGAAUCCUGAUGACCCAUUGUCAACACAAAAAUUCCAAGAGCUAGGUCAUGCAUAUCGAAGACUAACAGGCGAAGAAGAUAGUGAUGACAAUAAUUAUGAUGAUGAUGACAUGGAUAUAUGGAGAGAUUUUUUCUUCUUUUUGUUUAGAGAUGAGAUCUUGGCAAGAGUCCAUUGCAGGUGCAGCAGAUGUGGAAGAGCGGGGGAACAGGAGGAUGAUGAUUUUCUGGCCUCCCUGGCAAAGGAGCAAGAAGAACAGUACAAAUUUACAGAAGAAGAGAUGGCACAGUUCACAUGCUUUGCAAAUCUCAAGGAACAGAGAGAAGCAAAUAAAAAGAAAUUUUGCGAUGAGAGAAACCAGUCAAACAUCAAAACUGAACAAAAAGCCACUAAAGGACAUAAGCCAAAGUUAAAGAGUAAUAAGCAGCUGAAAGUGGAGCAGUGGAAACGAGAAAAGGAAAUAUCUGAAAUGGCAGCUCAAAUUAGCCAAACAAAUCCAAAGUUACAAGAGAAAAAGGCUUCUACAAAAGAUGCUAAAACAAAAGAACUUCAUCAGCAGAAAAGUUGUAGUCAGCAUGGAGUUGCCGAUAGAAAGAAAGAUGUUAGAGAACCCACAGAAAGCAGUGCUAACAAGAGGAACGCAAGGAAAAAGAAGAACAGAAAUAAAUCAAAACAGCAUGGUGACAAGGAAACAGAAUCCAGCCAAAAUAAUAGUUUUGCAAAAACUACUCUUGCUGAGCAGAAAGUAGCAUCAAGCUUUGUUGUGCAGGAUGCUGUAAGAAAUGUUACCAUCAAACCAGAAACCACAAAGAGACAGGAUGACGUAACAGGAAGAUUACCACAUUACACCAGGUACACCAGUCCAAGGAUGAUGAAGGCUCAGGCUCGUGUGCAGGAUUCAACUAUGAGCAGGCACAAGAAUGAGCCACCAAAGCAAACUGUGAGAGGAUGGUUUGAUAACCAGAAACCCGGAACUUCAUCGAGACCCAGUUAUGGUGCAAACGUCUGGCAGAAGAGGCAGGAAAAACAGCAGUUCUUAGCAGAACUACAGCCUAGUAAUCAAACUGAUGAAGAACUGCAGCUGCAAUUGGCAUUGGAACUCAGCAAGAAGCAAGCGGAAAUUGACGCGCAACAGAGAGAGAUUAACAAGUUGGAAAGACAAAUGGAGAAAACACUUCAGGUAGAGAAGCAAUUUCAGCAGAUCACUAGCGUGGAAGAGACUCAGAACACAGCAGCAGAUGCUGUGACGGAUCCUGGAAGGUUUGCAACUGCGGGGAUCCGUCACGGAUGCGGGCCGGGAGUAAAUGAGGUCAAAGAAUGGUGUGCGGUAUCUGACAGUGAAGACGAGUGGCAGGAGGGCGAGCAAGUGUCAAACUUCUCUGAUGAAGAUGCCUCUGAUGACGAGGAAAAUGGUUUUAAUAUUGAUGUGGCUUCAGAGCCCCUACCCAAGACUGAGUAUCAAGACCUUGACGAAAAGCAUGUAGCUGAAGGAUUUGGAAGGAGCGGAAAAGUCAGCUUGACUGUUCCUAAGUCAAACGAGCUAUUGCCGCAGCUCUCAAGAGGCCUGGAUUCACAGAAUUGUUGUCCUUAUGGGAAGAAUUGUUGUUUGGGAAAGCGCUGCUUGUAUUCACAUCCACCAUCCAUCAACAACAACAGGAAGAUCCAAACAUUUGUUGACAACACUUCGAGUUCAAACGAAAAGUGUGACAGUUCUAGUGGUGAGAGAGCUGAUCUUACAGAUAGCCCUACAGAAAAUCACUACUCGCCUGUUAAUUCUUUUCAAGAGGUCCCUGACUCUUCUGACCUCAGUUUUCCUGUGGACAAUACUGAACAAUCCAACGCUCUUAUCUUUAACCAUGAGGACACAUUGACGACAAACGAGUCCCUGUAUCAACUACAACCAGGAUUGUCUGUGGGCCACGUACCAGAGUCUGAAGACACUUCUACAAAGGAGCAAUCUGUUUAUGCCAGAGAUAGCGUCCCAUUUGGCUACAUGGGCGGUGCAGACUCCACAAAGCUCGGUGAAGAUUAUAAUCAGUGCAGUCUAGCCUCGGGUAAACUUGAGGAUCUCACCCAGUCUUCAUGGGACAACAAAACUGACCUGGAGUCACCUACAGAAGACAGGCCCCUAUCAAGUCAAGAGGAAUUCGAAAGUUCCGACACCAGUGAUGUUCAAAUUCAUUCAUGUGGUCAUUUGGACGAUACAAAUGUUGAUCUAGGGGAAGGUCAAAAUGUUGGAUCAACUGCCGUGCGUGAGAAUCCUGUAGAACAAGGAUCAUCGACUGUAAACAGUGAUGUGAAAGGUCCAACUGUCUACGUGAUAGCAGAUCAGUCUCAGUUUCCUUUAGGAUUUCCAGCUGCUAGCGUUCUCAAGCAGUCAGUAGCUUCCUUACCGCCCCUUGUUAAUCUCUCAGCUGGUGCAAAACUGCAAAAUGUUCCACAGCAUUCUCAGCAUUCUUCAAGUUUGCCGGUCAAUUAUGCAGGUCAGAUGCCAACAGGGUUGCCAGUUAAUUUGGCAGCACAAACUUUGACAGCAAUUCCUCAGAGUUCCAGACCUGAUGUUACCAUUCCUCAAACGUACUCGUCAGCUUCACAAAAUUCUGCGAGUUCAUCUAGUGGAACUUCAGCAACUCCCGCAGCCACUCAACAGCCAAUCACAGCGGUGUCAAGUGCGUCGUCACAAGCGGGAGUUAUGAAUGGCUUCCCAGCCGUACCAGGUUACCCUUUCCUACCAUUUGGAAAUGUUUUUCCGUUCCUCAACCCGGCAAAUGCCGCAGCUAAUGCAAGCCUGAUGGCUGCUGCUGCUGCUGCUGGUGGCGGAAUACCCUUUCCAAUAAUGCCUGGAACCUCUAACAGUAUGCUGAACCAACAAGGAGGAAAGUUCGUGCCACCUCACUUAAACGUGGAUUUAGGAGGUGGGGUGUCACCGCUGGGUCAGUACUUACCAAUGCAGGCUCAGCUGAAUAGUUUCUCGGGAAUGACCAUGGAAGGGAAUGCUCCGGUGCCACGCCCACCGCCACAGCCACAGCCUUCACAAGCAGGGGUCACCAAUAACCCUCAAUCUGCAGCUCCUACUGUGCAGCAGCCAUUCAGAUUCCCUUUUCCGUUCAUUGACCCUCAAGCUUUUGUUAACAUGAACGCAGCGAUGGCCAUGGGAAUUCCGUACUCGGUGCUCCAGAAUGGCUGCCAAACUAAUUUGCAGUCUGGGAUGACUCCUCAGUUACAAGCGAAUAACAAGACCGCCGUACCGGGAAGACUGGAACACACGGGAGCAGGCGUGACCAAACCUGUGGAGGUGAAACCCGACAUUGGACUUGAAAGAGGAGAACCUGUAAGCCAUGGAAGUAAAACUCCAUCUUUGAGAAGACCAGCUACUGUUCCAAAAGUCAUUCAACACCAGGCUUCUAAGUCAAGUUAGCAGCUUGCAUGUUCCUUAGCAUUGCCGAGUUACGAUGAGUGGACGGC
Messenger RNA from Orbicella faveolata, 3560 nucleotides. RefSeq lists its product as uncharacterized. The record is from RefSeq and is a predicted model, not a curated record. NCBI's taxonomy places the organism in Eukaryota, Metazoa, Cnidaria, Anthozoa, Scleractinia, Merulinidae. Gene Ontology annotation, biological process: spliceosomal complex disassembly. Gene Ontology annotation, cellular component: spliceosomal complex.